CCGAUGAACUGCCGAGGUGGCGUGAGUUUCCAUAAGAGGCGUUUUGAUGAGACAAGCUCCAGAAUAGCCGACAACAUAUACGGUCUCCGCGACAACAUCAAAGGACAAAUGGCUCGCCACAAAGAUUUGACACAUGGCGAGAAGUACAACACAGAGGCUAUUCUUCGUGAGCUGUACGGCUCUCUAAACGCUGAACAGUUCAAAACCGAUCCUGACCCGCGACGAAGCUAUCGGAACACAAACGACGCGAGGAAUUCGAUAUCGGUCUCAAGCAAACGAUCAACAUCGCUCAAAGAUGAUCUAAACGAAGAGCAGUUUGAUACGUAUGAUUUUAUCAACAAUGAAAAGCGGUCCGAUGACGAUUACCCAUUUGAUUUAGACUACGUGCCAACGGCUUUGGCUGAUCCCCCACCAUUAGACAGGUUGAAAAAUAUCAAAGCGACGCAUGACAAGUACUCAGACUACGAUUUAUUGGACGUUUUUGACGAUUUCUCGGAUAGGGACAGUUUGGAGCUCUUAAGAAACUACCACGACAGUGGAAAAAUGAGAAUACUGGAUUAUAUUAAGCGUCUUCGACGUUAAAUUCAUAGCAUAUACCUCUGUUUACAAGGACAGGUAUUAUCUAGUCCCUAAGUUAUAUUGAUUAGUUAAUCAAGACGAACGACAGUUGAAAUCAGUUAUAGUAUGUUUCCUUUUGUCUGUACCAAUGGAGAAACAUUAGGUGAAAGAGUGUUUCAUAAGUUUUAAAUAUUAUUCACAUAAAAAAUGCGAGAAGAACGUGUUAGUGAAUAUUGAAAUUUGGAUCGACACUUUCUCAAAUAAAAAGGGCAUUUAACGUGGUAACUGUUAUAUUUCUUUUAAGUAUGUGUCGUUCCUGCUUGAUAAUGCAUCUUAUUUCAAAUAAAA
This is a messenger RNA of Mya arenaria, 906 nucleotides long. RefSeq lists its product as uncharacterized. Bases 4 to 582 code for a protein of 192 amino acids. The record is from RefSeq and is a predicted model, not a curated record. Lineage: Eukaryota; Metazoa; Mollusca; Bivalvia; Myida; Myidae. The transcript is spliced from 3 exons.